This is a messenger RNA of Drosophila bipectinata, 339 nucleotides long. Its product is annotated as cyclin-dependent kinases regulatory subunit-like. Gene Ontology annotation, biological process: regulation of mitotic cell cycle. The record is from RefSeq and is a predicted model, not a curated record. Gene Ontology annotation, molecular function: histone binding; protein kinase binding; ubiquitin binding. Lineage: Eukaryota; Metazoa; Arthropoda; Insecta; Diptera; Drosophilidae. Gene Ontology annotation, cellular component: SCF ubiquitin ligase complex; cyclin-dependent protein kinase holoenzyme complex.
AUGCCACGAAAGAAGCACUCUAAGAGCCAGGACAUCAUCUACUACUCAAACACACGCUCCGAUGAGCAGUUCGAGUACAGAAAUGUGCUCCUGCCAAAGAAACUGGUGAAAAUGAUACCCAAGACACAUCCAAUGACGGAGGACGAGUGGCGGUCCAUCGGUGUGGAGCUGCCGCCCAGUUGGAUCCACUUCGUAAUCCAUAGGACAGGGUCACAUGUCGUGCUUUUUCGAUGCCCCAAGACGGAGGACUAAAGGAGGCACCUCAAGCAGCACAGGAGACAGCAACUACUGAUACACUUGCCUACAAGCAUCCCCAUCCGGCAGGUGCUACCGCUGCCU